Coffea arabica (coffee) is the source of this 945-nucleotide messenger RNA. RefSeq names its product mitogen-activated protein kinase kinase 4-like. Gene Ontology annotation, biological process: MAPK cascade; protein phosphorylation. The record is from RefSeq and is a predicted model, not a curated record. NCBI's taxonomy places the organism in Eukaryota, Viridiplantae, Streptophyta, Magnoliopsida, Gentianales, Rubiaceae. Gene Ontology annotation, molecular function: ATP binding; MAP kinase kinase activity.
AUGUCUCUUGCCUGUAACUCGCCUCCAUAUAGUAUAGAUCUAGACGGAAAUUACAUUUUGCAUGUACCCGCUGAUACUCCUAUUUUCAGGGGUGAUGAAUACGAAUGGGAGCAUCCUCUGGGUGUGGGAUCUUAUGGAGGAGUACAUAAAGUGCGUAACAAGGAAAGCAACAAGUGUUUCGCCAUUAAAGAAAAGCGAAUAUGGCCAAAAGAUGAGAUCUUGAAAAGGGUUUAUCAAGAAAUCAAACUCGCAGGGAAUUUGAUUCAUCCAAACAUUCUUACCAUUCUUGCUGUCGAGAGCCUCCCCGGAAAAGUUAGAUUUCUUUCCAACUUGAUGGGUAUGGACAUGGAUAAUUUUCAUUGUAAAGAUGAAGCAAUAUUGGCUUUUGUGGCAAAACAGCUUUUAGAGGCUCUUUCCUACCUUAAUCAACAAGGCAUUGUCCAUAGAGACCUGAAACCCUCAAAUAUCUUGUUGUCUCGUGAUUGUAGCUUGAUUAAAAUAUGUGAUUUUGAGACUAGUGUAAACGUAUCAACCCAUGUUUCACCACUGACGGAUGCCGGUGUACUCAAGUACUCAGCACCAGAAUUGCUGGACACUAGUCUAAGCGUUAAAGGUACGUACAAUUCUGAUACCUGGAGCAUGGGCCUGUGUCUUCUCCAAUUUUAUCUGAAUCGGUUUCCGAUCAAGUUUAAGAGGAAUGACUUCGCCAGUGUGUUGUCUCAAAUUGUAUUUGAUGGUGAACCUCCAACAGCGCCGCCCGAUUGCUCCAAAGAAUUUCAAGAUUUCAUUUCCCUAUGUCUACAGCGCCAACCCAACAGAAGAGCUAGUCUUCAAAAACUGAAGGAACAUGAUUUCAUCAAGUUGAACACCACUGUAGGCAGAGACGGCAAGAAUCUUGAUGAAAAAUAUUGCUCUAAAUUCUGUUUGGUUGGGAACGUGGGAUGA